GUUAUUGAUUGAUGAUUCAUGAUUGUUCAAACUUCAAUAUUCAGUCAAUUUACAUUUGUACUGCAAGUACCUAAACUGUUCAAAUUUCAAACACCAAUUCAAGUCGCACUUCCCUAUUUUUGUAAUUUACCAUACCACAUUAUUCGCGGUACCUAGUAAAUAUACAGAAUACAGAUUGACACAAGUGAGACGGGCUAAAGCAAAACUUACGUGGUAAGGCAAUUAUUAACUAGAAGGUCAUAAAUUCCUCCAUCGCAAGAAUGGCUAAGCCUAAAAUAGAUGAUCCAUCGGAAGAAGCAAAAAAGAUAGUGGAUGAUGCGAAAAAUUUUAUAGAGAAAGCAAUAUCAGAUAUUGGAAAAACAUCAGCUACGAAACAGCUAAUUUUAGGCACUGCGUCAGGAUGGAUCACAGGAUUUCUUACUAUGAAAAUAGGUAAAGUUGCAGCUGUAGGAUUGGGAAGUGGAGUUAUAUUACUACAUAUUGCCAGCCAAAAGGGUUAUAUUGAUAUCAAUUGGGAUAAAAUAAAUAAAAGAGUUGACAAAAUAACUGAUAAAAUUGAGAAAGAAACCACUGGCAAGUCUCCUGACUGGGUUGAAAAAGUUGGGAGAUUUGUAGACCGUAAAAUUGACAAAGCUGAAGACAUUUUAAAGAAAAAAGAAUACAAAGCUAAACGUUGGUAUAACAAUUUCACUGGCGAUAAUCAAUACCAUGCUACUGAAACACAUGUAUUUUUAGCAUCCUUUAUGGCUGGAAUGGCAAUUGGACUUCUUUGUGGACACUAAAAAUUUCAAGAAACCUUAGUCUGAACUACUUAAUCUCAAUAAAGUAUUAUCUUUUAGCUGUUGAUAUAAUCUGUAACCAUAAUAUUAACCUUUUAAGAAAUAAAAUAUUUAGUUAACUUAUAACAA
Leptidea sinapis is the source of this 908-nucleotide messenger RNA. Its product is annotated as FUN14 domain-containing protein 1. Bases 261 to 782 code for a protein of 173 amino acids. Gene Ontology annotation, biological process: autophagy of mitochondrion. Gene Ontology annotation, cellular component: mitochondrial outer membrane. The transcript is spliced from 3 exons. Lineage: Eukaryota; Metazoa; Arthropoda; Insecta; Lepidoptera; Pieridae. The record is from RefSeq and is a predicted model, not a curated record.